Messenger RNA from Xiphias gladius (swordfish), 9133 nucleotides. RefSeq names its product mucin-5AC. The transcript has 2 exons. The coding region runs from base 531 to 8696 and encodes 2721 amino acids. The record is from RefSeq and is a predicted model, not a curated record. Gene Ontology annotation, cellular component: nucleoplasm. Lineage: Eukaryota; Metazoa; Chordata; Actinopteri; Istiophoriformes; Xiphiidae.
UCCAGGUUAUAUUCAGUAAACGCUUUCCCUGAGGCCAGCUCAGAAGGGAGGGGCAGAAAUAGAGAUGGGAGCAUUAAAGGAUGUAAUGUGUCAGAGUGAGAUGCCCCUCUUUGCUUUUUCUAUUCAAGUCUGAUACAUGGCAGUAGCUUUGACAGUCUGAAGUUGCCUAGCCAGGAUGGCAAUGACGGACUGAGCUGUGCAGAGCUGCUCAGUCCUGGAUUCGGCACAUGCACAGAGGUCUUGUAAGCUUGGAGUGUGCUGUGGAUUUUGAGAGGCAGUUCGCUGGAUGAGGGGCAAAUAUUGCAACAUAGAGGAAUUCAAUGCCCUUGGGAAAGCCUCAUCAUUGGCCAGGUGCGGUACCAAUCAUUCUGUCUCUCUACUUGCACAUUGAACAGGCUUUCUCUCUCUAGAUAUUCCUACACCAAGGCAAUGUGGAAAGCUUAAAAACAGGUCCAGGAACAGACCCCAGAGCAGACUAAAGAAGCGAACUGGACGGGCCACAGUGAGAAUUUGGAGCUUGUGGACUAGCGAUGGACAGCUGGACACUCCAGGGGGACAGCUACUCCUUCCUGCGCAGUGCGCCCCGCACCUUUUCCCUGUGCCAUCGUGACGGCACCCCCAACCACGUUGAAAUCUUUGACAUCAUCAACGUCCCUAAUCAGAGCAGUGCCAUCUCUGAGACCACUUGCCUGUGUGACAUUUUUGGAGACGACUGUGAGUCAUCCUCCCUCUCAAGCAGCCCUGCUGUAGGGGCUUUUGUCCCUUCCCAGAGGGAGGCGGACGGGAUAGCUGCUGCAUCACCCCUGGCGGAUGAUCUAAACGACUCCUCAGGCUCUUACCACACUGCACAGGGCUCCAGUGAAGGAGAGGACGGCUUUGAAGACUCAAGAGAAAGGCUUUGCAGCCCCCUGUCAGACAGCGAGGGACUGAACUCAGGGCACCCAACCUUUUUUGAGGACAGCAGCCCAAAUUUAGAACGAAAAAGCAAAUCACCAGUACCUCAGCUUAGUACAUAUAGCCCACCAUCUAAAGUCCUCAACACUGGUGAGAGGACCCCCUCUCCUGGACAUAAUAGCUCCUAUACCAUCAGUCCAGAGGGAAGAGUAUCACCCUUGUCUUCUUCAUCGGUUGAAAAAAGACAUUCACCAGCAUCACCUAAUCCAAGGCAAGCUAAUUCAGAAGCUGAACCGGGGAGAAUAACUCCUACUUUAAAAGACAGACAUAACAGCCCCUCGCAUCAAUCAUUAACUCCAAGUCCCCCCUCUGAGCCUUGGACCUGUCUCAGCUCAUCUUCCUCUGAGUCAGUGAACACCGAAUCUUCACCUGAGUGCCAGGUAGCACAAGACUCGCCUGUGCCAAGGAGCAGCUACUUUAACCAACACAAUAGUCCCUCACCUGAGCCCACACCCAAAGAUUUUUCUCUAGAUUUUACAGAAUCAGCUUUUGAAUCUGGAGCCAUUCUUUCAUCUCCUUUACGUUCAUCUAGUAGAACAGAGUUAUCAUCCCAGUCAAGAGAAACAUUGGUCUCCCCUGAGCUGAACAAUAGGCCUUACUCACCCGAUACUCAAGCAUCAUCUCCUCUUCCGGAGCUAAGAGGGAGGGUCUCCCUGCCUGAUCUUUUGAGCCGAGGCUCCACACCUGAUAUAGGAGAGCCUCCCUGCUCCCCUGAGCUGAUUUCAGAUCCUUCCACUGCAGAAAGAGGCACCACACCUACUACUGAGAACCAAAACACAGGGUUAUCAGUUGAACCAGGCAGUACUGUUUCUACACCUGCCCCACGAUACACACCUCCCUCUCCUGUCGUUUCAAUAUCAACAUCUCCUGCGCUUGUGGAGAGUAGUGUCUCACCUGAAUUAAGACACACAGCUCCCUCACCUUGCCUGCUCAGUGCUGCCUCUCCGGCUAAGACAGGGACAAAAACUCCCUCCCCUGGCCCCUCACCUAAAAUAAGACACAUUUCUACACCUUCUGAAAUCAGGAGCCAGGUGUCUUCGCCUGUGGUAAGUUAUAGUUUAUCUCCAUCACCUGAAGUUAGGAGCAACUGCUCUCCCAUAGAGCAAAGACAUACUGUUCCCUCACCUGAAAUCAGGAUUACAGCAUCCUCACCUGAGCUUGACUUUGACUCUGCCUCAUCAAGAAGCCCCACUUCAUCCCCUCAUAUCACAGGGAUUUCUUAUACUGUUUUUCAACCUGAGGACAGGGACACUUCCCCAUUUCCUGAGCUCUCUCGUCUCUCCAGCCCAGACCCUGAUAGGACACUUGUGUCCCCUGAAGCAAGGAGCCCUACCCAAAGCACAAACAGUAUACAGAGCAGUAUAGCAGAGUCCAUUGGUACACCACAAGACUUGACUCAUAUAUCAGGCUUAACAAGCCCUGUUCUGCAGCCUGAAAUAACUUUGCCGCAUCGACCAGGCUACCAAACACCUUCACCUCAGCCAAGGCAUCACACUCCCUCACCUGAGCCAAGAUAUCAAACCCCUUCUUCUGAAAAGAAUCAAAGUCCCUCAUCUCGGCACAUCAGAAGUGGAGAUCCAUCACCUGUUUCCCCAUCUCCUGUGCAGAAUUCACCAACAACCCUCUCCACAGAGUACCAACCUCAGUAUACACAGACUACCCCUCCUCUGAGAAAUACACCUGAAGUUGAGAGAGAUUCCUCUUCUGUUGAUUUUACAGAAAUACAGUGCCCCACACAUUUGUCAAAAGACAACGUGUCCCCCUCAUUUGAAUUAAACAGUGGAGACAAAUCAGUUCUUGCUCAAAUCAAAAGCAGGUCACCAGUGGUUGCAGUUUGUUCACCUGUGUUUACUUCACCUUUCUUAGCAGAGGAAAAGAUAGAGAGUUCACUUAAACAACAAAUCACAGAGAGAGAAGCAACACCAAAGGAAGUAAACAUUCAGGAUAACUCAAGGUUAGACUCCUUCUCUGAGGAAAAACAAGACACUGGCCAUACUUUUUUUCAGAAAGAAGACACUUCAAAACAUCCCCCCAUGGAUAUCAAGUCUCCCUCCCCAAAUCUUCCAGUCUCUAUGGACAGGAAUCCAACCACAUCACCUGUCCACAGGGCUACAUCCAACUCACCUGUGCAGAACAUGGAAAAACCACAGCCUCAGUUCACUACUUAUUCCCUGACUUCUGAAAGCAGGAGCUCAUUAAAGUCAGCUUGUACACCUGAGCACUCAAGAAGACAUCUGCCAACCAAAGUUAGACCUGAAAACAGAGAGAGUUUCACCGAGAACAUGGCCCACCAUGUAAACAGAAGGCGGACUCCCUCUCCACCACUCACCAGGUUUACACCUGUCCACAUCAUAGCCCCUGAGAAACCAUACAGACAGUGGCAGAAAAGAGGCCGUAGCCCCUCUCAGGUUGUAGCAUCCUCACCAAGUGGUAAUUUAAAGACAGCAGUGACAAAUAGGGAAAGCCCCAAUGUUGCCCCUGUUGACAAUAAUAGCCAGGCCCCCUGGCUCAGACUAGGAGGGCAAUUAGAGAUGGGGAGGGAAAUGCAGCUGGAGGACGAGAGAGAGGUAGGUAGGGAGAGGCAAAGGGAUAAGGAGACAGAGAGAGAGAGAAAGAGGGAGGAGCGGGUUCCUGAAAAGGGGGAGGGAUGGCAUGGGGACGGCAGUUACAGAGGGGAACAGGUUGAGCUGUCAUUCAAUGCCAGGAAUAGAAAAGGGCCUGCGAGUCGCAGUACAGCUCCCACAAGCAGAGAGAUCCGUCAGGGACUGCCAACAGUGCAUUCCUAUUCAGAGAGCUUGCUUCCCACCAGACAGCUACAGCAACAACAGAGUCUUCUGAGACUUGCUUCCCAACAAGACACCAGGGCUGGUGGUCCUAGCAGACGGCUUCAGCCUCCUGCACAACAGAACAAGAACAGUGCUCUUGGACGCUUGGUUGCAAGCAGACCCUGCCGGAGUUCCAGCUCCAGCAUGGGAAGUGAGCUUGAUGAGGCAGAUAAUGAGGUGAAGUGGUUUACAGACUUGGCUUUCCGCAGCCUGUCAAGCCCAGAGUUAGAUUAUCUUGACAUGUACAACUCCAGCCACCGUUCAUCUACCAAUAUUUCUCAACCAUCUACCCAGGAGAGCCCUGCCGGGGUCAAUCCCGCCUGGCUGGCCUAUGCUGACUUCAGGGGCUCUGCUCCAAAGCUGGACAAUGAUGAACUCUCCUUCCAGCAAUCAUCUGCAUACUACUCAGAUGGCCUAAAUCCAUCAAGGCGCUAUGAGAUGGGCAGCUUUGAGUGCGUAGAUGUUGCCGUGGAAAGAGAGGACUCCAGGAAGGUGAGAAGAGGAGUGCCAAAGAGAGAGAUCCAGCUGAAGAGAAAGAAUAAUGCUGAAGGGAAGCAGGAUGAGAGUAGUGAGAAUAGCACUCCUGGGAUACCAGUGAUGGUGGAAAGCCCCUCUCUAGAGAGUCACUCCAGAGAGACAUUUUUGAGACAACACAGUACACCAGCAGCAAUGCAAGGUUGCUACCCUUCUGAGCUCAGUCCUGAGCCCAAUCAAAAAAAUGAAGGAAAAUCCAAACUCCAGAAAUCUGCCUCCCUGGAUGAAUCAUGCUCUAAAACCAAGAUGGCCACUUGUCUUAUCAAGAGUGUAUUGUCCAAGAAGAUGCAAAGUGUUGAUAAACAACCAGAUGAGCAGGCAGAAGAAAAGGUGAGCCUUGCUUGUGAGGAAAACAGCCCAGCAUCAGAGAGUGCAGUGGUACCAUUUAAAGUUUCCCCAAAACCUCAUGCACGUAAUCUGAGUUCCAGUAUUCAAUCAGAUUAUGGUCUUUCAUCUGAGGGUAUUCCUGUUAGAGGGGAACCAAGCACAAAGGAUGAAGCCCAACAACCAAAAAGCUUUGGAGUGAGAUCCAGUAACAGGCCAAGUUCAUCUAGCAGCAGCAGAAGUGUAAAUUUUUCACAGACUGACAGUGAAGAGGCUGAUUCUCAGAGUAGGAAUGCAACCUCAUUAAGAUCUGAAAGGAGAUCAGAAUUGAAUGUGUCAUUUGAUAGUAAACAGUCCAGAACUGGAGUACAACGACCAGAUGAUGUUAAAACCUGGGACGAAAGGGAGGGUGGUGACUCAGCAAAUGCCACAACAGGGAACACAGGAGCUUCUUCUGACACUGGAUCCAGCAGCACACGGGCCAGGAUGACAAACAGAGACCAGGAAUGUGAAAACACAGAGGACCAUAAACAACUGCAACAGGGUGACAAGGGUGCCUACAUGUCAAAAACACAGGAGAUUACACUCAAAGCAGUGGAGACAAAGAAGUCCUCUCUAAGUGUCUGUCUCACACCUGAGGCAGAAAACAAGCCUGAGGCUUGUUCACCGGAUAUGUCAUUCAGAGAAAAGGAGGAAAGGGUAGCGACCAGUGUGGAUGAGAAAACAGAGGAAGACGAACGAAAAGGCAAUAAUAAAAUCAAGGCCCCCAUUCACAAAGUUAGAGAUGUGAGGCGGCUUGUAAAAAAUACAUAUAAUCUCUCUUUCAAGCCAACUAGUGCUGUAAUGCCAUUGGAGGUGAAUGAAGAAAGGAUGGAAAUUUUUCAUGAGGAAAGGAGCGAAGAAAUAAAAGUUAAAAGGGGGAAAGGGGACAUAGCAGGGGAGGAGCAGGAAUUAAGGCAAGAAAGGAGGAGGGAGGGAAUGGAAGAGGAAUACAGGGUGGAGAGGAAAGAGGAACAGAAAGAGGAGAUGAAAGAUUCACAGCUGCUGACCUUAUCUCUGCCUCUUCAAAGCAAAGGAAAUCCUCUGUCUCAUCAACAGCCAAUGCAAAUAGAAUACAAGGCUGUUUGCUGGAAGGAAGACAGAAAUAAAAUGUCAUGCAGCAAAAAAGACUCAGAAAACCCAGGUGACAAAACCCAGGCUUCUCCCGAGCUUGUCACAGAGGAAAGCAGAAAAUCACACACAUCCUCAAAUGCAAACACACAGAAUUACCCAACAGGAGUAACAGCAAUACCCAAGCCAUGUCAACAUGGUCUAAACAUGGAAGCAGAAACACAUGAUACUGUGACAGAAAUGCAAAACAUUUCAGACAAAGAGGGCAAACCUGUAGUGAUUAGAACAGACAGAAAACCUCCCAUGCUCGGAAGUCUCCCCAAACUGCCCAGUAAGGAAAGAGAGGUAUCCACUGCUGUAGUAUUGAUAAGGGAUGGAUCCAGCAAGACAUCUGCAUCUCCAGCCCAGGAAGAGAUCCCCAUCCCACUCCAACUCUCAACUGCUUCACUUUCACCUGGGUCCACUAGCCCUGGCAGUACCCCUGGCAGCAGUGGCAACUCAGUUUCCAUGUUAUUGAAGGAGAAAGGCUACCAAGCGGACAUUGGAGCAGUGAUGAGCAACGGUAAUGCAGCAGGAGGCAAAGGGCCUCCCCGUAAGCAUGUGAACUGCCUGGAGAUACCCCUUCAGACCAUAUCUUCUGAUGGUGGGCGAAUUGAGUCUCAUAGAGAGAGGACAUUCUCUUCAUCAUCCACGACGUCUGGCCCCUCAGCAGUGUCUGAAAACACAGACACCCUUGCAAAGACCACAGUAGACGACGGAGUUAGAAUUAAGCCUACAAUAAAAGACGCAGCAAAAAAAAAAAGUGCUCCUCCGCUAAGGAAUACGCAGGAGCAAACACCUCCUCUCACCAAACAGAAGGAUCAAGGAGAUUUUGAAGCUGUGAAAAGAUUAGAUCCAACUUUCCCCCCGAGGUCCCCUGCAAUAAGAAGAUUCAGACCACAGCCAAUUGAGGUUAAGUCACUAUCUAAAGACACGCAGAAACACGAGAUGCCAGCAAACUCCACAGGAAACAACAGGCCUCAAACCAUUGAAGUUAAAUCUAUAGCUAAAAAUUCUCAAAAGCCAGCUGUGCCUCCAAAACCAAGCUGCAAAUUUAAACCUGCAGAUUUAGAAGCAAUGCCUAAUGAAGCACAGAGACCGUCAGCAACAACGUCACCUUUAAAACCGCAAGGUGAGGAGAGGGCUCAAACAAUUGUGGUCUCCUCGCCAACCAUCUAUAGAAAGAUCUCCAAUGAGUCCACAUCGACAUCAAACUAUACAAAAAAAAUAGCUGUGUCUGCAGUUUCCAGCUUCAAACCUCCACCUAGCAAAACAACAGCAGCCACCCUCUCUAAUCUCUCAAACCAGUCAACAGCACCAUCAGAGACUGUGGCAUCUAAUGAGAGAGGACAGCAGCAACAACCAGCUGCCUCUCCUCAAAGCUCCAGAUACACACAAAGACCUAUAACCUUAGCUCCAACAUCAGCCACCUGCACAGGUUUAACCUCAGCUCCAGGUCCAGUUUCUGACCCCUUAGCAAACCAAGUCACUGGACUUGCCUCAGCUGGAGCCAACCAGCCAAGCCAGCCAACUGUUAUGGAUCCAGACAGCCAACCACAGUGUCACAGGGUGGCAUGCCCUCAUGAAGAAGCUAUGUCACCAACUUCAAACAAUACAAAACAGCCCGUUACUGUUCCCACAACACAAGUGCCAGGAUACACAAACCAGCCAUGCCGCAGAUCACUGUCAAGGGAGCGCCAACAAAGGAUAGAUGACCUGCAUUUUUAUGCCUCAGAUGACCCUCCAAGUUACGAUGAAAGAGAGAGCUUCAGUCCGCUGAUGGUCCUAGAUCUGACCCCCAGGAGGGCAAAUUGUUAUCAACCCUCCUCCCGCCCUCCUCCCUGCUCCUGCACAGCUGGCUGCCCUUCCCACCCUGGUCUCACAACUCCCCACCAUCACCGCAGCCCUUAUAACCUCACCCCCCCUGCCCCUCCACAAUCUCCAGGCCAGACACUACCUUACCCAGUGGCUCAGCCCCCUCUUCGUCCCCACCAGUGCAGAUCUGACCCUCAGCCAAUGAGCUACCAACCCGGCUCUCCCAAAUCAAGUCCUCUUGGUCCAAGCCAGCCACCAGCCCUGUACCAGCCUCUCCACCAGCCUCCUCCUUGCCCUUCCCACCACUCACUUAUGCAGGCCUGCACUGCUGACCGGCCAUUGCAGCCACCUCAGCAUAUUGACCCUCGACGACCCCCUGUCCACAGAUCCCCACAGCAGCAGCCACCAAGCUUGGCUGGGGCUCCUUACAGCGAUCCUGGCCACGGCCACUCUCCUGGCCUUCCUCCUAUGGAUCCCCAGUACUUGUGUGGCCCUCAAAGCCUGGGGCCUUCCUAUGGGUCUGAGUAUGGGGGUGACAGCUCCAGUUUGUACUCAGAGAAUAGCUUUGGACAGACACCUCGCAGAGUGCUCCUAGAUCCUGAGACUGGGAAGUAUUUUUAUAUUGAGGUGCCUGUACAGCCACUGAGGAAAAUGUUGUUUGACCCAGAGACUGGCCAAUAUGUGGAAGUGCUCAUCCCACAGCAAGCAAUGUCACAUUCUGGCCUGUAUCCUCCUUCAGCAGCCCCUUACCCAUCUCUCCACAACACCAACAUGUAUGCCCCUGCUCCGCAGUACUUGCCCUAUGCAGCUCCUCCUCCCCCAGCUCACCCCCAGGCUCAGCCCCAGCCGCCCCGCUAUCCUGAGGCCUCUGCUGCAGUAACAAUGCAUCCAAGCGGGCCUGGGGUCAGCUACAGGAAUCAGUCUGGUCAGGGAUCCAAGCCAGAGCCCCAGAAUCUUCCACCAUUGGACCAGGGCUACCUGGAGAGUAUGUAUUAUGUCCCUACAGGGAUGAAUGCGAGCCCCAAUCCCACCCCACCAGACUAUUACCACAAACAUCCCCCCAACCUACCCCCAACAGGGGGGAAAAGGUCCUGAAAUAGAGGAUAGAGGCCGCCUUCCUGGAGCCUGUUGGGUUUUAAAUACACAGUGUAUAAAGGGGGUGUCUAAUGUUAGCCUUUACGGUUAUUUGAGUUUUCACAUUGCAACUGAAGACAGCAAUUCUUUGGUUGUUGUUUAUUUGCUGCUGCUUGUUCUGUGCUAGGCUGCUUAAAUAGAAGGAUUAAUGAAUGCCUAAUUUCAAAAUGAUUAAUUGAAAGUUUUGUCAUUUUUGAUACAGAGUAAGAACAUCAUACUGUAACUUCAACAGUAAUGCACAGUAAUGCAAAUCCAUAGGUUUACCAAUUUACUGUGUAAUUUAAUAACAAAUAUCUCCAAAAAACUUGAAAAUACUGUUUUAAAAGAACCUCAUAUUUAUUUUAUUAUCGUUUUUCUCUAAUAUUGGAUGAGUGAGUUUGUGCACAUGAUGUCUGCAA